CGGCCUGGAGAACUCCGGAGUUUCCAAGCUGUGCUGCCCCCUGAGCUCUGGAUCCACUUGGCUGUGGUGGCCUGUGGCAAUCGGCUGGAGGAGACGCUUGUCAUGCUCAAAUCAGCCGUGCUCUUUAGCCACAGGAAGAUGCAAUUCCACAUCUUCACCGAAGAAUCUCUGAAGCCCGAGUUUGACAAGCAGCUACGACAGUGGCCUGACUCAUAUACAGAGAAGUUUGAGCACAGGAUCUACCCCAUCACGUUUUCGGUUGGAAACCCUCAGGAAUGGAAGAAAUUGUUCAAACCCUGUGCUGCCCAGAGACUCUUUCUCCCGGUGAUUUUAAAGGAUGUGGACUCCCUUCUCUACGUGGACACUGAUGUUCUCUUUCUGAGACCCGUCGAUGACAUCUGGAAGCUUCUGAGGCAGUUUAAUGCCACACAGCUUGCAGCCAUGGCCCCCGAGCAUGAAAUCCCCAAGAUCGGCUGGUACAGCCGCUUCGCUCGGCACCCUUUCUAUGGCUCCGCGGGAGUUAACUCAGGAGUCAUGCUGAUGAACUUAACUCGGAUAAGAAGCGCCCAGUUCAAGAACAGCAUGAUUCCAACAGGCUUGGCUUGGGAGGACAUGCUGUACCCUCUGUACCAGAAGUACAAAGAUGCCAUCACGUGGGGAGACCAGGACUUAUUAAAUAUUAUUUUUUAUUUCAACCCAGAGUGUCUCUACGUGUUCCCCUGCCAGUGGAACUACCGUCCUGAUCACUGCAUGUACGGAAGCAACUGCAGAGAGGCCGAGCGGGAGGGCGUGUCUGUCCUGCACGGGAACCGAGGCGUCUACCAUGACGAGAAGCAGCCGACUUUCAAAGCUCUCUAUGAAGCGAUCCGGGAUUUUCCCUUUCAAGACAAUCUCUUUCAAUCCAUGUAUUACCCUCUUCAGCUGAAGUUUUUGGAGACUGUGCACACUUUAUGUGGACGAAUCCCACAAGUUUUUCUGAAGCAAAUUGAGAAAACAAUGAAAAGGGCUUAUGAGAAACAUGUCAUCAUCCGUGUUGGCCCCAACCAGAUGCACUGAGUAUUUCACAAGUCAAUUAGGCAUCUCAUGAACAAGGAAAUAUUCAUCUACAAGCUGCCUGGAUCUCUUUUACGUGAAUAUUUCAUGGUGCUCUAUGACAAAUGCGUUUAAAAAGCCUUGUUAAAUGUUGCUAAAUUAGCUGCCCCUACAAGGAAAUAUGCUUUUGUUUCUUUUUUUCUAAAAUGCUAUUUAUCUCUUUUUUUUUUUAAAUGAUAUUAUUGCUCACUUAACACUGUUGAAGCAGGUUGAGCUAGCUGUGAACAGGAACUGUCGUGAGCCUUCCAGUUCCCGAGUGUCUGAGACAAUGUUAGUGGCAUCUGAUGUGACAUAUUUUAUCCAGUUUUCUUGAGAUUUUCUGUGCAAUUGGUCCCCUCCACCCCUUGUAAUAAAAGUAAUACAUGCUCGUAAAACAAACAAAUUUUUAAAACUUAUGGAGAAUAUGUAGGUGUACGGACCAAAAUCAAGAUGAGAUUAGCCAUAAUCCUAUCAACCAGGGGAAAAGAUUUUUAUUUUAGUGUAGUCCCUUCUCGCCUUUUUUCCCUACUUCUAUAUUUAUUUUCUGGGUGUCUUUCCCAUCGUGUUAACACGUAUCUAAAACAGGUAGUCUAAGUAAAAGUUGGACCUAUGCUGAGAUUUUUAGGUAAGAGACUAAAAAUUUAGACAAAAUGAUUAUGUUUACAGUGCUUUAUAUCUGGGACAGAGAAGCGACCACCUGAGGCGAGGUUAAGGGAGUAUAAGCCCUGCACACAUCCUAAUCUUGUCAGAGACCUACCCUUGAACCACUGUUAUAAAACCCCUUGUCAGAUCCUCUGGGGUUGGGACACAUAGUUUUUUGAGGCAGGAACCUGCUGUGUUCCGCUUUGCCUGGCAAAGCAAUACAGCUAUCCUUUUCUACUUAAAAAAAAAAAAAAACUUGGGGAAGCAUUCAGAUUGUAGCUAACUGGGCAGUGAUAAAGAAUGAAGCAUAUCUGGAGGUAUUUUUUAAGAAAAAUUGUUUAGAUUUUUCCAAAUCACAGAACAUAUCUAUGCAGCCACAGCUUCUGAAAGGAAAUUAAGUAGUUGUGUUAAACCUAAGUAGUCUGUUUAGCAGAGAUGUGAUUUUGUGUUUAACCACAGACAAAAGCAUUUUAUCUCUUACUUUAGUAGGUGUGGCCUUCUCUCUUUAAGCUCUUGGGCAAUAGGUGGAAAUUAAAGGCCAACUUGGAAUGCAGUGUGUACAAAUAAAUAGUUCAGUGGAUUCCAUUGGCAAGAAAAUUCAUCUUCCUUAACAGCCUUAGAAAGAUCUCUUGAUUUUUUUUUUUUUUCUUCUCUAGGGUUAUCAGGCAGUUAGCCAAGGAACCAGGCAGGUCUUAUCACCUAGCUACAGGUAGAGGAAGUUCUAUAUUCUUUCACCAAAGGGAUGUAACUUAAUCCCUAGUUGUUCAGUAGCUGCCAUUAGCAUAAGGGCAUUUUGCAUAAUGCUUUAUUUAUCUCAAAAAAAAUAAUCACGUGUGCAUAAAUGAUCUCCUUGAUGUUUGCAACAGCCUAGUGAACUUAGUAGAGGCCUGUAUCAGCUCCACUGAGCAAAUAAGGAAAUUGUAAUACAAAGAAACAAACAAAAAUUGUAUAUAAAGAACCAAUAUAAUUACUGUUCUAUAAGACAGACAGUUGUGUAUAAGAUGCAUCCUGUUUAACAGAGAAAUUUUGGGAAACAAAAACAUUAAAUAUUUUUCGUCAUAUAUAGACGGCGAUCUGAAAGUAUAAAAUGAAAAUUUUUGUUUUGGCAAUGCAAAUAUGGUAUCCUAUAUAUUGGAAUCCAGUAGGAUAUCGUAGGUUCUAUAGCAGCAGAAAAAGUCUUACCCUGAAAAUAAUAUAUGAAAAUCUCAGCACUACCAAAGAAUAUAUAAGUAUCAGUCAGUAUUAGUAUGCAGCACCAUUAUGGCAGUAACAAAUUUAAAUCUAAAAUGGUUGAGUAAUAACCCAUACUUUCCUUUUGAUAAGUUGGGUGGCCUGUGGUUUGCUAUUUUUGUUAAGGGAAAUUACCAUUAUAAUGUGAAACUCUUAUCUUUGCUGUUGUAUUUUAUGUUUCCUCAUUUUACCACUAAAG
Messenger RNA from Hippopotamus amphibius kiboko, 3142 nucleotides. It is a transcript of the gene GXYLT2, whose product is annotated as glucoside xylosyltransferase 2. Gene Ontology annotation, molecular function: UDP-xylosyltransferase activity. Bases 103 to 1056 code for a protein of 317 amino acids. The record is from RefSeq and is a predicted model, not a curated record. The transcript is spliced from 6 exons. Gene Ontology annotation, biological process: protein O-linked glycosylation via N-acetylgalactosamine. NCBI's taxonomy places the organism in Eukaryota, Metazoa, Chordata, Mammalia, Artiodactyla, Hippopotamidae.